AUGAAUUCUAAAAAAGCUGGGAAAGAGGGCUCAAAGAGUCAGAAGACUAUUUAUGAGGCCAAUCAAAGUUGUCUUAAAUUUUAUUUGAAUAUCAUUGUGGCCACAAAUGUACGUCUUAUUUGAUGUUCUUAUUUGCUAACCUUUGUUGUUUCCCACCCAACUGUCACUCAAAUUUACUCGUCUGUUUACUUCAUUUUCGUCGUAUUUAUGAGAAAACCACAUCUGCAGUUCCCUCUGUCUCGGAAUUCGCUAUCACUUAGAUCGUCAAGAUUUAGGUUGGACGACUGCAGUCUCCACUCUGCUAGUGCACUAGCAGAUAGUCCCAUGGGAUUAUCGUCUAGAUAGUAAACACUUAGUGUCCUCAUUAAAGUGACUGCUCUUUGGCUGCCAACAUACAUCGACAAAAUCAGCUUUUCACCCCAUGCCUUUGAGAGAACUCUGGCGAGGCUUGAUGGAUUAGAGAGAGGUGUGUGUUGUUGGGCUUUGCUACCCUGGCGAUCUCCGGUAUGUUCCAUUAGGCUCUGGAAUCAACACUCCGACGCUUUGAUUACUGAUCUAGGAUAUUUAUUCAUCUCUUGCUGUUUGACCGAAGUGUGCUCAAUGAUGCUAGACAAACCCUCAACAAACCGCGGCGUCAGUAUUUUGCCGAAUAAGUAAAUUUCUUUGUCUGUUUGCCCAUAUUGCCUGCUGCACAUCAACUGCCCUCCAAUUUGUGGAAGCACUGGCCAAGGUAUCUCCGCGACAUCUCUUUGGUCGUACAUCUUGGCACUCAAACCGUCGUCACUUCAUAAUGCCUCACAUCGCGAUUCACCUGUCGGCCUGGACCGUUUCUUUGUAUACGCUGCCUGGCGCAUCAUAGCACUGGGCAACGCAUUCAUCCCUUUGGUUAAAACUCAAUAAUAGUUUUGUCUCUGUCAGACACAGAAGGCUAGUUAGUAUAGGCGUACUCAUCUUUACACCUCUGAUACCGUCCACGUUUGGGUUCUAAGCCAUACCCUUGAGUGCUGUGCUCCCAGAUUGAACUGCCGUGCUCUCUGUCGAUCCACCCCAGAGUGUCAUGACCUAUUCACCAAGCAUAAAUACCUCAAACUAGACAUCUCAUCAGAGGACAUCAUCAAGGCCGACCACAACAGGCAUGAUCACAGCUGUAUCAAGUUAGUAUGAGUACGCUAGAAAAGACAGUAACUCAUUAACCACUACCUAUGCAGACAAAAGAGCCUUCUACUUCGUCAAGAAGGCAGGGUUGGCUCGCCUCAGUCGCUGGUACAGUUUGCUUGAAUCAUGUUCCUGUGUUUUGGCCCGGAGCCGUAAUGCACGCAGUGUGAACCUACCAUUGCCUUUUAAUUGAGCAUACCGUCAUUUAAUGACACCCCUCGAUAUUCUUCAUUCAGGUCGUUUUCUUCGUUCUCACGACUGCAUUCUUCUGGGAGAAGUUCAUCUUGCGAUAUGUCGUCUUGUCUGUACUCUGCGUCAUUGCUAGUUUGGCUUCAUACAAAUUUAUGUCGUACAUGUCAACACCCACUUUCGAGCAGAAUGAGCGGGGAAUUAGUCAACUCGUCGAUGCUGGUCUUGAUCUGAACAUUGGAUCAGGUGGAAUUGCUGAGUAAGUCAACUUUGUGUGAUCAUAGCCAGCGCUUUUGCCACAAAAUCUGCUUCCUGAGCCUGCUACUGUAUUUGCGUUUUCACUAUCUAUUUAGUUUGUAGGUAGUGCGGAUAUCCUUUAUGUUGUCUCCCAUAUCCUAAAAGCCUGAGAUCGAGGCAAAUAUCGCUGCCUCGUACUUACUACAAGAAGACCAAAAAUGGGCCAGCAGCAUUGGCCACUCCACCCUUAUAAGUCAUAUAUUUAGACGCCAUUUGGAAAUGUGACUGACCGUAUAUUUUUCGAUUCCAUACAUGUGUGCACAGCUGAGCAGGAAAUGCUAUUUAUAGCACCCCUGACGGUCUGAAACACUCCGAUUUCCACGUGACGUCGGGACACCACAAGUUUAUGCUGCCAGGGAAUGAAAAUGUAUUCACUUUCUCCGCUAUGGGUGUGUUCAUUUAGUUGACUAAUUGAGCAAAUGUCCUGUGGUCGCAAUCAUGGCUUCGGGAGGUCUGCUUUUUAAUUGGCAAAUUUCGAUGUUUAGUGAACUUGCUGAAAGUUUGCUGGCAAUUUAAGCGGAUUCAUUUUUUCUUACUGCUCUCUGCUAUUUCAGGCAGAUUUAUUUUAAUUUUGUUUUCGAAUAAAUCGACGCCCAAUGCGUGGUACAGUAACUUAGAAGUUUGAUUGCACAUCCAUGUCCUCGUGAGAAAAUGCUUUUAGAAUUGCCAACCGGUCUCAUUAUUUUUUUCGUCUCAGGUACGCAAAGGAUCUGAUUCUGGCCUGCUGUAUAGUACAAGGUCUCAGCCUGAUUCACAAUGGCUUUUGGUUACUGCUGUUAUUUGUAAGUUUUGGAGGUCCUAAAUCCCCGCAUUUUUCCAACACCCAACCCCAUUGGAAUAUCGGUCGUUUCCUUAAGUUCUUGAACAAUAUUAUCCUGCAACUCUCAAUGGUGAACUUGGUUUCAUCCCAAACAACCUUAUUGUUACUCGCCCCAAAUGCUUGCUUAUCAGGGCUAGUGUAAAAGUAGGCACGGAUGAGCAGUCGAUAAAUUUAGUUGGGCAGAUAAACAGUCUUUUUUAAAUUGAAUAGCUUUGGUAAAAAGCGUAAAAAGGGGCUGACUCUGACGUCUACUAAUGCGGCAGGAGGAUUAACCGAAGCAAUAAUUUAUGACAGUAUCAGCAAAAUCAGUAACACCAUCACCGAUGUAUAGUCAUCUCAGUAUUCUAUGCCCCAGUAACGACCUUCAUCGGUUAACUGAACUUCCCCGCGUCUCUGGCCAUUAGUAUUCGCCUUCCCCUCUUGAGCCUUGACGCGGUUAAAGUAAGCUUAGUGUUCUGGAAAACUGUGAGGGAUUCUUGGGUGCAACGUCGUGGGUGAAUCGCUUCUCAAAUCACUCCGUCAAAUAUUGUUCGACUACUUGACGCUCAACAAAUUAGGAACCAGGGUUCGAAUUCCAAGUCAUCCAGACCUGGGGUCGGGUAUGACUGGCUGACGACGGAUAGUAAGCCGGAAAUAGCCAUCCCAGUCUCCCUUUUCUUUGUUGGCCUUCCUUUCUGCUUAUACGACUGCUUGCGAGGGCUCUAAUUUGAGCCCCAAGACAACGAGACGAACCUGACCGGUGAACACCUUUCUAUCAUACUGUCCACGGACGUAAGUCCUCAGCAGUUUAGGCAACGGUGAGUGUUAUGUUGCAUUUACGCUCAGUCCCUGCCCUGACAGCUGUUUGACUUGUCUUUAGUUAAAAAACUCACAGCCUCCAGCCUACUUGAUCCACUCUUGUCGCGCGUCAAGUCGCCUGACUUUCCUCUCAGCCCAUGUAGUUUUUCUUCACCGUUCGCCGUUCUUCCGGUCCCUCUCCACAGGUUCCCGGCCGCGUGUGCUACCUUUUCUGGGUGCAUAUCCUUGCUCCCUGGAUCUUUGAUCCCAAUCAGUCGCCCACUAUCAGCGAGAAGAAACAGAAGAAGCAGGAACGUCGAAUGAAGCGAAUGCAGAACGCCGGCCGAUAA
Spirometra erinaceieuropaei is the source of this 3588-nucleotide messenger RNA. Lineage: Eukaryota; Metazoa; Platyhelminthes; Cestoda; Diphyllobothriidea; Diphyllobothriidae. The record is from the annotation of a GenBank genome assembly.